This is a messenger RNA of Conger conger (European conger), 9127 nucleotides long. RefSeq names its product methylcytosine dioxygenase TET2-like. The coding region runs from base 417 to 5972 and encodes 1851 amino acids. Gene Ontology annotation, molecular function: DNA 5-methylcytosine dioxygenase activity. Gene Ontology annotation, biological process: positive regulation of transcription by RNA polymerase II; myeloid cell differentiation; oxidative demethylation. The record is from RefSeq and is a predicted model, not a curated record. NCBI's taxonomy places the organism in Eukaryota, Metazoa, Chordata, Actinopteri, Anguilliformes, Congridae. Gene Ontology annotation, cellular component: nucleus. The transcript has 10 exons.
AAAAAAAGAAAAGGGAAAAAAAAACCUGCCCUUUGUGCAGCAAGGGCUGAGUAGGAAAGUGAUUUACGAUCACUUGAACUCACCAAAAGAGCAGGCUGCCUCGACACAAAUAGGCACAACUGACCACUGUGCGCCGCUGCCACUGUGAAGUGCAUGUGUGCCGGCCUCAGAGAGACCAACAGCGACACCAGGCUUCUCCUUCUGGUGAUGAGAGCAGACGUCAGACUGCCCCAUGAAUAUUGAUGUGGAGGAUUGUCUGUGUCACAGAAGAACAGAAGGAAGCAAGAUGGCUGCCCUUUAGGAUUUGUUAAAGAGGAGACCCAGACGGUUUUUUUUCUGGAAUUUUGCAAAGUGGAGGGACACAAAACAGAGGACUCUCGGAGGGCAGCCUUGUGGAUGGACUCAGCGCUGGCCAGAUGGAAACAGAAAAGGCUGGUCAGGAGACAGAAGAAGGAUUGACACCAGCACCACCCAAUGCUGUUCACCAGAGCGAAAACCUGAUCGGCAAGUUGCAGAAUGGAAGCCAAUCGCCGGUCGCCUUCCCUCAGCAGACCAAUGGGGAUGUGGACUGCAACCCCUUCAAACCCAACGAGGGGGUCAACCCAGUGAAGAGUCAUGGGGAAAAGUGUCCCAGCCCGGCCGGAAUGCAGGACCUACACCCGAGAAAUGGAGGGAUGAAGCACGCACUGAGUGAACCAUCACUACUGGGAUUUUACCAGUCAAAGAAACUCAGACUGGACCCAGAGAUCAAUGGGCAGGAUGAUAGUGUAACUCCUUCAAGGGAAACUGCAAAAUCCGACAGUACGGCGAGCAAACUGGACAGUUUUCCAGACCUUGCAAAGCCUUCAGCAUUAGAGGGUGAUGGCUUGCAGACGCAGAAACUGGAUAAUAACAAGUGCAACUUCUCCGAUGAGGACCUUUAUUCACUUCCAAGGAACAAGAAGCUAGCCUUCACUAAUGGUGCUAUAGUGAACUCUCCUUCCAUGGAAGACAUGCACAGCGACCUCUUAGAGAAAACACUGUCUCAGUAUUACCCAGACCAUAUUUCUGUUGCUUCACAGAACACAUGUAAAGAUGAUUCAUCCAAGAACCCAGUUUCAAAUGACAUGCCUGAAGAGAACACGGAUUCCCCAAUACUGAGCUCAGGUUUGCCAGUUUCAUCCCCAAACUCUUUAUCCGGGCAGCAAGAAAAAACACGCUCAGAAGAGUACAGUGGCGAUGGUCAUGCCACAUUGGGUACAGAUGAGGAACAGCCACAAGGACAGAGGUUCCCUCUCAAAGAUGCCCUGAUGCCACAGGACCCCUGCUCACGUGUUGAUGAGGGGUCACAACCUGUGAGCCCUGCAGACAGCGGAAAUGGUCAAAACAGCCCUGGAGGGUCCUCAAAGGCCUUGAUUAUGAACCCUCACUCAGAUGAGGCGGUAGCUGAAAAAUCCCGCACCAGAAGUCCCCUUCAGACCCAGGAGAGUGAAAGAGUUAGUCACUUUACUAAUGAUAAUACGGAGGCAGUUGUGGAAGAUAAGGAUCCAGACCUUAGUAACUCUUCCAAGGUGCUUAAUCCAAAUCUGAACUCCCAGUUGAGUCCAGAAAAGGUACAAGUUGAUGUUGAGCAACAAACCCAAGUGGUGGACACACCAGAAAACUACAGUCAAGAGGGCACUCCUGGUCCAGGAAGUUCAAAUCCUGUAGAGUUAAGUGAAGGUCCUCCAAAUCAACAACCUGAGAAUCAUUUAACAGAAUAUCAUGCAAAAGGCAAAAAUGAAACAGAUGAUCAGGUUACUUUUGAAGGGGAGGCUGAGGAAAUGUUACAACAAACAGAUCCUUAUCCUGAGGUGAACUGGACUGACCCAAAUUCUUCCCAGCCUUCCAGAGAAAUGGGCCUGACACAAGCAGAGCCUGAACAACAGGCAGAUGUUCAGAGUCAGAGCCAGAUGCAGAACCUGGGCCCCAUGCAAGGAUUUCAAAAGCAGGAUUCAAAUCAAUCUAGCUUUCAGCAACAGGAAAAAGAGACGCCAAAUCUGUACAAACCUGAGCUGGCACCAGGUCAAGUUGGCUGCAGCAGUAUGCCAGAAUCGCAGCAACUAUAUCCAGAACCCUCCCAAAUUCCAACUCCACACAAAGAGCUUAUACAGAGUAAUAAAUCACAACCUCUUUCCCAACAGUAUGGUAUUCCUCAACAUCAAGUUGAAAAUCAGUUCCACACUCAAAUGCAGCACGAGCAUUCAUUGGAAGGCACCCAGGACAUUGAGCAGAUUCUGGAAUCUGGGUACUCACACCAGCAGCCAAUGCCCACUCCUCAGUCUGAAAGUCAAAUUGUAAGCAAUGCACUCCAGCAUCCUCCAUCCCAGAAUUUGCAAAGUAUGGGAGAGCCUAAAGAUCAGUUGCAAGAUUCCUCAGAGAGGCAGCUGAACUGUCAAGUUUUGAACAGAUUCAAGCUGGAAGAGGACAUGAGGCUCGAAAGAGAGCUGAAGUCAUCCAACAGCAAACCUCAGAACCACCAAGUGCAACAUCAAACUGGACUAAACGCAACUGCCAGAGCCUCUCCUGGGUUUUUAGACUCUUCGAUGCCUGAAGUACAAACUCAACAAGAUGCUAUGUUUCCAUAUAGCCACUCAGAGGUCCAUGAGGACUGUGGGAUGAAAACAACAGCAAAGAUUCCACAGCUCCAGUAUUCUCAGAGCACAGUCACUCAAAAGCAAUACUCACAACAGCAUUUCAUUCAACCAAAAUUGAACCACAUGGAGUUCCCACAGCCACCCCCACCACCGAUGUAUCAACCAUCUCAGGUUUCACAAGGUGCUUGCAACCAACAGCCAUCAGUGCAGAUGUAUCCAACAUCAGAAUCACAAAAAAUGUUUGGGGCACAGUUACAUCAAGGGCACCUUCAAAACCAAAAUAACAGAGAGUUUCAGAGGUAUGCUGCUCUGCGAAUGCACCUGUUGCAGAAGCAGGAAAAGCAAGGGCACCAGCAAAAUCUCGAUGACUUUAAGCACAUACUGCAGGCUAUCGAGCGCGAGCGUGGCUCAAGAGCUGAACCUCAGCCAGGGAAAGAACCGUCAACCCCUGCCAUGCAGACCGUGAUAAAACAGGAGUAUCCACAGAUGACCUGCGAGCAGACUCAACACAAGAGCAUCAUUGCCACCAUGGAGCAACAGCUGAAACAGUAUGAGCUCUCUCCUGUGUUUGAGAGAAAAUCACUGGUCAUGAGGACACCUCCCAAAGUCAAGGUGGAGACCUCGGGUCCGGUAACCAUCCUGUCAACCAAUGCAAACCUUGAUGGGGAAGAUUUUGGUGCUGCAACACAGUCAGAUUCUACCUCAGAACUCACCCCAACAAGGAAAAUGGAACCAAACCUCCACAGCUUUCUGGAAUCCCCCUUGAAACUGUUGGACACUCCAAUCAAAAAACUGUUCGACACCCCUGUUAAAACACAAUAUGAGAUUCCAUCAUGUCACUGCGUUGAACAAAUCAGUGAGAAAGAUGAAGGUCCAUAUUAUACACAUCUAGGAGCUGCUCCAAAUAUUACAGGAAUCAGGGAGCUCAUGGAAAAGAGGUUUGGUCAAUCUGGCAGCUGUAUCAGGAUUGAGAAGGUUGUAUACACAGGGAAGGAGGGGAAGAGCUCUCUAGGGUGUCCCAUUGCCAAAUGGGUGAUCCGUAGGCCCAGCGAGGAAGAGAAGGUUGUGGUGCUUGUGCGAGAGCGGGCUGGCCACACUUGUGAAACGGCUGCCAUCGUGGUGGUCAUCCUUCUCUGGGAGGGCAUCCCCCCCAGCAUGGCUGACCGACUCUACACAGACCUGUCUGACACCCUGCAGCGAUACGGUGCCCUCACCAACCGCAGAUGUGCUUUCAAUGAAGAGAGAACAUGUGCUUGUCAAGGACUGGAUCCAGAUACAUGUGGAGCCUCCUUCUCCUUUGGUUGCUCGUGGAGUAUGUACUAUAAUGGAUGCAAGUUUGCCAGAAGUAAAAUCCCCAGGAAAUUUAGGAUCCUUGGCGAUGACCAUAAAGAGGAAGAAAAAGUAGAGCAACAUCUGCAGAAUUUAGCCACUUUAGUGGCCCCAAAGUACAAGCAAAUGGCACCUGAUGCUUAUGCAAACCAGGUGGAAUAUGAACACAGAGCGCCGGACUGUCGUCUAGGGCUGAAGGAGGGUCGCCCAUUCUCAGGAGUCACAGCUUGUAUGGACUUCUGUGCACAUGCUCACAGAGACCUCCAUAACAUGCCAAGCGGUAGCACUGUGGUAUGCACUCUAACAAGAGACGACAAUCGAGGAAUUGGGAAGAUCCCAGAGGACGAGCAGCUCCAUGUGCUGCCUUUGUACAAAGUCUCUUCCACGGAUGAGUUUGGUAGUGUAGAGGGGCAGCAGGAGAAGAUCAAAUCUGGAGCCAUCCAGGUGCUUAGCACUUUCCGCCGGAAGGUGCGUAUGCUCGACGAGCCGGCAAAGUCCUGCCGUCAGAGGAAACUGGAGGGCAAAAGAGGGGGUGCAAACAAGGACACGCCAAACUCAAAGGCAGAAAAAACCCCUCCAGCAACUCAGAAACAAAGCACUUUGGAGAAACCAGGCCAAAACAUAGAUGUGUCAGGUUCUCAACCAGGCAAACUUCAGAUGGAAGCAGCACAGCUGGGACACCCCCCACACCCUCUCAGUUCUCAAUAUCUGCAACAGCAGCAACUAAGGUCCCCAAAUCCUAGCCCCGGUUCCCCACACCUAUCCCAGCAAAGCUAUCAGAGGUUCCCCAAUGCAGCAAAUCCAUUUUCAAGCACUUCCCAGUCCAGCCUGUGCCCACAAUCACCAGCACCCAUGAGCCCUCACCCCUCCUCAUUACAAGCAAAUGCUUACUUAAAUGGGGCAAGUACUGUAAACUCUUACCAUGGCUCUCUAAACCCAAAUUCUGCAUACCCAGGUUACCAGUGCAAUGGAAGCAUCCCAAGGGACAGCUUCCACCCGUACUAUGCUUCGAGUCAAAAACACAUGGAUGUGUACCCACAUCAGAGACCACAGCUUUGCACAGAGCAGCAGUACCAUCCCCAACAGCACUACAGAUUUGACUAUCCCCCUCGGUACCAUGAGCCUGGUUUACACGUCAACGGCUACAGUAACUCUAACAUGAGACCCAAUGUUCACCCCAUGGGUCCCUACUCAACCUACAGCCCUAACAAUGGGCCAGACAGCCAGCUUCUGGAGACUGUCUCCCGAUCACCCUCAGCUCAUCCAACCAUGGACUAUGCAGCAGUGAGCAAAAGUGGUGAAUACAAUGGAUAUCCAAACCCAUAUGUUUCCCAGAACUCCCAUAUGUACCUUCAGGACAAAGACUGUUUUCGUACUCCAAUCAAACGUGAGUUGAAUUUUCAUGAUGUGAAUGGCAUGGGCCAGGUGCUUCCACCAAUGGGCACCGAAUGCCCGACCCCCAUCCAACCCGGUCAUGGGUUACCAAAUGAGAGUAUCCAGGGAAUCACGAUUAAACAAGAGAGCCAUCCGGAAGCGCAGACUCCUACCAAAAAGGAGGAGGUGUGGUCGGACAACGAGCACAGCUUUCUGGAUCCGGAGAUUGGGGGGGUGGCGGUGGCUCCCAGUCACGGCUCAAUCCUCAUCGAGUGUGCUAAGCGGGAGCUCCACGCCACCACCCCGCUACAGAACCCCGACAGGAACCGCCCCACCCGCAUCUCGCUGGUCUUCUACCAGCACAAGAACUUGAUCGAGGCCAAGCAUGGCCUGGCGUUGUGGGAGGCCAAGAUGGCUGAAAAAAACAGGGAGAAAGAGCUGGACAUAGAGAAGUACGGUGCUGAGGUCACACCUACCAAAAACAAGAAGGUAAAGCGGGAACUUCCAGAGGUCCUGGAGAGUUCAGAGCCCCCGUAUAAGCGCUUUAUUGAGACACUCUCAGCGAAGUCCUCAUCUUGCACCACAAACACCUAUGUCAGUACAUCUCCCUAUGCCUUCACCAAGGUAACAGGGCCUUACAACCAUUAUGUUUAGGUUUGGUGUUCAGGUUUAUAUUAACAAACACACAGGAGCCAAUUUGCAACUACAGGCGCUAUAUUAUGUGAAACCUUAUCACAACCAGUGGACACAAUCUUCAAGAAGCUCUUCCUCAAAGGGAGUGGUAGUCUAACAGCAAAAUAUGAUUCUAUGCAAAGAAUUUUAAGAAAAAGCUAAGAAAUACUGUGGUUGAGUUGUACUGUGGUCGGAAGCUGUACCAUCAGUUACACAUAGACAAUUGAGCUUUACUAACUGGUGUGACAGGCAGUAUUUAUUUAUUUUUUUAUUUUUGUUACUGUUGUGAGAUACACACUGUUCUAAUCUUCUGGUGCUCCAUGUCCUAUACAUCAGGAUGUACAUUACUGGAAACAAAGUUUCAGCUUGGUGGUUUAAUUUUGUAUUAAAUAGAUUUAUCUAAUAUAUAGGUAUUUAGUAGGUGUAAUAUUCUGAAUUCAUGGGUUAUUUAAUUCAUGGUGCUAAAUUGAAGUGUCUUUAAUAUAAAAUUUCAUUUUAAAUGCCUUCAUAUUCUAUGACGUCUCUUUAUAUGUUACUUUUUAAUGCAGAGGUAAUUAUUUAGAAUGGCAUUUUACACACUGCAAAUGUAGAAAUACUAAAGAAAUUAUAUACAUUAACAAACUGUGUUGGGUUUUGUAUUGUGUAGUGCAAGUGCUUUUAUGCACUUUGUGUGAACAUUUUGAUAAGUCAGAUAAAACAGAUGUUUUUUUACAACAUUUCAGAUCCCAUAAAAAAAACAAGAAACAUUCACAUUCAUUUACAGCAUUUUUGAGGCAUCAAUGAUGGGUUAUGUUCUUAAAAUUAAGUUGACUUUAUAAAAAAAAUACAAUGCAGUGAGACUACUGGUUUCAAACAGAAUUUUUCAAUUGUGUGUUUUGGUGCUUCUAAAGAAAACCUAAUAUAGAUAUUUUUAAUGUAAUGAAAUACAGCGCAAAUUAACAAUUGUAAAGGCAGUUAUACUGCAGAGCUGUACUCUAUUAAAAAAAAAUCCUGGCAUGUUUGUACAAUAAUUCUUUCUAUUUGUCAGGGGCAGCAUAAUGUAUGUGAUGGACUAGUAUAAUUAUAAAAGGUUUCACUGCAAGUCCAUAAAAAAAGAAAAUAAAUAAAAAGAAAAUAAAACAAAACAAAAUAAAAUACAAAAAAAAUAGAACUUUUACAUGACGUGAUCACAAAGAGAAUCUCCAUUAGGGAGGGUGACACAAAUGAUAUGUGCUUAGCUGUAUGUUAAUGUAAUGGUUUCCAGGCAGCUGGCUUGUUGUGGCGUUUUUAAAUAGUUGGUAAGAACAAUUAACAAGUAAUUGUACGAGUUAACAAAAGUGAGAUCUGUACAGUAAAUUAAAUUGCAACCGUGACACCUAAUUUUAGUACUGUAAAAAGCAGUUACUUUUCCUAGGGUUUGAGCUGAUUUUAUUUCAAAUGGUGCUACUCUAUUUGCAAACGUGUAAAAUGUGAGAGUCUCUAUGGACAGCGACAAGAUGAAUGGAAGAUGUUCCAGCUUGUUGUUAUACUGUAUACCUCAGAUCUAGUUUGGCAAUAGUACUAUUUUGUAAAGCAUCACCAUCAUUAUAUAAUCAUUAAAAAAAUCAACAAUACAUAACUUCAAAUGAAAUACAUCACUUAUUUUUCAAGCAAUGAAGUAUAACUUGAACGUCACACUUCAGAUUUAUAAUAAAAUCAGGGAUAUGUUAGCUUUUUACACAUUUUAGAAUAUAUUUCUAUAUUUUCUGUGUAUGCCAACAUCACCUCUGUUGAUUUUUGCUGUUUUGUUCAGGGAUUUAGGCUGCUUUGAAUCCCCUUCAUUUCCUGUAUAUACUGUGUUUCAAAUCAAACAAUUUUACAAAAGACAUAAAAUCAUCUGGAUUCUUUUUUUAAAAUACAUGUUAAGCCAAUUGCAUAGUUUUAUGGCUUUGAAUAAAACAUUUGAACACAUAGUAUGCACUGAACUGGCUAAAGGGAAAAGUAAAGCACUGAUAUCAUGGUGCGUGGUUCUUACAAAAAAAAAAAAAUUAAAAACAGGACAGAUAUGAUGCACACUGUGUAUCUGUAUAUAGUAAAAGCAGAGCAUAUUUAUAAUAACCACUAAAUGUUUAUAAUAUGCUUUUUGUUGUUAAAAUUAAUGGGGUGAUGGUUAUGUGUAAUAUAAUAGCAUCCUGUUUACCAUUUGUAUGAUGAAUUUAUUGCAGCACUUCGUUUUUUCACUUUUUUUUAAAGGCACCUGAAGAGAAAUGUAGAAUAUGUGUGUUGACAUUAAUGAUACCACACUGUGUUUGUAUGUGUAUAUGCACAUACAGAAUGACCACACAUUAAUAACACAGAAAUAUAAAUUAUUAUUAUUACGGUUAGGUUUAAAAUUCCUGCAAUUGCCGUGUGUUUUCUAGUUUCAACAGUACCCACAACCCAUGGUUUUAAUCACAAAUAAAAGCGAAAAUAAAAGUUGUAUUUUCCCCCCUGUAUCCUACCUAAUGAUUUUCCCAGGCAGUAGGCCUAGACUAUACUCAAGGAAUGUCCAUUGUUAAAGAAAAUUUAACCACCAUAUGUACCGGUAUAUACAGUGUGUUGUAUGUCACUCCUAAUUCAUGUAGAAAUAAUGUAAGUUUUUUUUUUUUUAUCAUUACCAUUAUUCUUUUAUUUUAUGUUUUACAUUUUUUUGGUAAAAUAUUUGGGGGUUUUGUGCAGUAAUGCAAUGUGAUUUUCAUUGUACUGGGCCCAGCUUCAGUAGCAGGUUGUGACGGAAAAAGGAAGGAUCUUUGGGACAUAGUGGGUGUUCAAGCAUAGCCAUACUUGAAGAUGCUUCAGAGUGGUUUGAGUGCAGUCAACAUUACUUGAAUGACUUUCUGAGCUUGACUUACGCAUGGGAUUGCAUAGCUCUUAUAUUAAGCUAGCAGAAACGUGUUGGCAUUUAGCAGUUAGACACUAAAGGCAUAGCAUUUGUUACUGCGUUUGUCUCUCAUUUCUUUUUUACAGCCUUUGUUCCCAUGAUUUGUGGUGUGCUUCAUAAAUGGGGGAGAACUGCGGAUGGUUAUAAAUUCUGUAUGUAUUGCGAUGUACUGAAUGCAGUUUAUUUGAGAGCUGUUUAUUAUUUCAUUCCUGAUAUUGCUGAGAUGUGGGUGUUUUUAAUAAACUUUAUAUUUAUUUGA